AUGAGGCUCUAUGAAGUGAGUGUCUGUCUGUUGCUGCUGCCGCUUUGCCUGCUUAUUGCUGCCUGUUGGGGCGGCAAGACCACCACCAUCGUGCGUCAUACGGAGACAACAGAUCCGCAGGCGGAUGGCUUUUGGGCCAACAAAACCACCUGGAGCUCGCGUUGGGUCAAAUACUGGCGCCCCAAGGCUAUAUAUGUGCCGGUGUGGAAGAAAGUUUGGACGCCGACCAUACACAACGAAUGGGUGCCGCUGCCGAAUGCACCCAACUCCUGGCAGAAAGAUGAGCACGGCUACAAGCACAAGAAUCUGAUCUGA
Messenger RNA from Scaptodrosophila lebanonensis, 315 nucleotides. RefSeq lists its product as uncharacterized. NCBI's taxonomy places the organism in Eukaryota, Metazoa, Arthropoda, Insecta, Diptera, Drosophilidae. The record is from RefSeq and is a predicted model, not a curated record. The coding region runs from base 1 to 315 and encodes 104 amino acids. The transcript is spliced from 2 exons.